Histoplasma mississippiense is the source of this 159-nucleotide messenger RNA. RefSeq lists its product with no specific name. The coding region runs from base 1 to 159 and encodes 52 amino acids. The transcript has a single exon. The record is from RefSeq and is a predicted model, not a curated record. Lineage: Eukaryota; Fungi; Ascomycota; Eurotiomycetes; Onygenales; Ajellomycetaceae.
AUGUCGGAACAUUCGUGGGCCCAGCAAGAGACCGGCAGGUUCUUUGAGGCCCGUGAAUCUCCAACUCAAUCAAAAUGCGACGACAAUGCCCACAAAAUCUCUGGUGGCUCGACAGCAGUUGCAGUCCCAGACAUACUGACAAGCCCUCGCACACAAUGA